UUUUUUUUUUUUCUAUUAUUAUUUUCAGUUCAUCAAGAUGAGUGAAAUUGACAAUACAGUUGACCAGCGCGUUUCAGAUGAAAGAGGACGUCGCUCUCGCAGUCGUUCUCGCUCUCGCUCUCCAGGACGCGAUCACAGCGACCAUCGAUACAGAAGUCGUUCUCGCUCAAGAGAACCAAUUCGCGAUGAUGAAGAUAUCAACCCAGGAGACAACUUGUUCAUUACCGGCCUCUCCAUUAGAACCAAUAGUGCUGAUUUAGAAGACUUGUUUACUAAGUAUGGCAAGGUUCACAAAGCUGAAAUCAUGUAUGACCCUCAUACACGUGAAUCUCGCGGUUUUGGUUUUAUUCGUAUGGCCAAUCCUGAAGAUGCCGAUAGAGCCAUCACUGGCAUUACUGGCACUGAAGUUGAUGGCCGUGUUGUUACAGUUGAAAAGGUAUGUGACUUGUUUAUAGAACAAGAGCGCGUUUUCUGUUUUUAUUGAUACUGUUGAUAGGCCAAACGAUCUAGACCUAGAACACCUACUCCUGGUCGCUACUAUGGCCCCCCUAAGCGUGGAGGACCCAGAGAUAGAAGGGACCAUAGACCUCCCCGUGGUGAUCCUAGAUAUGAUCGUUACUAUGAGAGAUCUUACAUUGAUCGCUAUGAUCCUCCUAGAUAUGACCGUUAUGAAAGAGAUCGCUAUGAUCGUUAUGACCGCUAUGACCGUUAUGACCGUUAUGAUCGCUAUCAUGACCGUUAUGAACGUCGUCCUCCACCACCCAGAUAUGAUCCUUACCCUCCCCGUACUCGUUCACCUUAUUAGGCCUAUAUAUACAUUUUAUUUGCUACAUAAAAAAUAUAUAUAUAUAUAUAUAUACAGUUUUUGUCUAUCAAAA
Molecule: messenger RNA, 878 nt
Organism: Gilbertella persicaria
Lineage: Eukaryota; Fungi; Mucoromycota; Mucoromycetes; Mucorales; Choanephoraceae
Exons: 5
Coding region: 38-484 (148 amino acids)
Biological process (GO): positive regulation of mRNA splicing, via spliceosome
Cellular component (GO): spliceosomal complex
Molecular function (GO): RNA binding
Source: RefSeq, a predicted model, not a curated record